This is a messenger RNA of Aspergillus mulundensis, 996 nucleotides long. RefSeq lists its product as uncharacterized. Gene Ontology annotation, molecular function: dioxygenase activity. NCBI's taxonomy places the organism in Eukaryota, Fungi, Ascomycota, Eurotiomycetes, Eurotiales, Aspergillaceae. The coding region runs from base 1 to 996 and encodes 331 amino acids. The record is from RefSeq and is a predicted model, not a curated record. The transcript has a single exon.
AUGGCUCCAACCCGGUAUACAGACCGUCCAAUCCCAAAAAUCUCCCUCCGCGACUUCGAGCAGCGCAUCGACGAAAUAACCUCCGAACUCAUCGACGCCUCCGAAAACGUCGGCUUCUUCACAAUAACCGACCAUGGCAUAUCGACCGCCGACAUCGACUCCAUGUUCGCCCUAUCACAAUCCUUCUUCUCCCUCCCAGACGAAAUAAAAGCCACCGUCCCCUGGAACCCCAACAAUGUCGGCUGGGAAAAGAACUCCCAGGUCCGCCCGUCCACAGGCCAGCCCGACACAAAGGAGUCGUACCAGCUGCAGUUCGGCGAGAACAUGGAUGGGAUCUGGCUGGACGAUAAGCAUAUCAACGGGUUCAGAGAGAAGUGUCUGGACUUCAUGCACGCGGUGCAGCGCGUCUCGGAGCUGCUGAUGCGCUGUUUCGCGCGCGGGUUAGGGUUCCCCGAUGCCUUCUUCGUCAAGGCGCAUGAUAUCUCGCGCGCGAAUUGCCAGACGACAUGUCGACUCCUGCACUACUUUGCGCUCCCGCCGCCUGCCCAAUCUGCAGCAGAGGGCAAAACGUACCACCGCGCGGGCGCCCACGCAGACUGGGACUUUUUGACCCUCCUCUUCCAGAAGGAGGGGCAGUCGGGGUUAGAAAUCUGUCCGGGGCGCGAGGUCGUGACCGAAUUCGGGAUCGGCGACGAGUGGACGAAGGUCGAGCCUGUUGGCGGCGAGAUCGUGUGCAAUAUUGGCGAUUUGCUGAUGAGCUGGUCGGAUGAUCGGUUCAAGUCGACUUUCCACCGCGUCAAGGCGCCGGAAAGUGAAGGGGACUAUUUUGGGGACCGGCAUAGUAUUGCGUUCUUUAACCAGCCGUGUAAGGAUGCGGUUAUCCAGGGGCCUGGCAAGAAGUAUCCUGUUGUUACCGGGGAGGAGUUUAAUAGGAAUGCCAUGCAGAGGAACUUUAGGGCGUUGCAGGAGAAGUUGAGGGCUUUGGAGGCGAAUUGA